CGAGCCCACCGGGAACAAACAGAGCUCCCUCUGGCCUCCAGGAGCCCGACUAUGAACUCCUUCACAAGCGCCCUCCGCCCAGGUCCCCUCGGCUGCUCGCUGGCGCUGCUCCUGGUGGUGGCUACCGCUUUCCCCACUUCAGCACCCGUGAGGGAGGACUCCAACACCAAGGCCAGCCCCGACAAAACCCUCACGCCGCCAGGCAGAACCAUCGAGAGCAUCCGGAGCAUCCUGGAGACCAUCAAGGAGCUGAGGAAAGAGAUGUGUGACCAUGAUGUCAACUGCAUGAACAGAAAGGAGGCACUGGCGGAAGUCAAUCUGCACCUUCCAAGGCUGAUAGAAGAAGACGGAUGCUUCCCGCCGGCGGUGAAUAAUGAGACCUGCCUGCUGAGAAUCACUUCGGGGCUGAUGGAGUUCCGGAUGUAUCUCGAGCACCUUCAGGCCAAGUUCAGGAGUGACGAAGAAAACACCAGGGUCAGCAUGGUGCUGAAGAACAUCCAACACCUGAUCAAGACCCUGAGGCCAAAGGUCAAGAAUUUGAAUGAAGAAGCCACCCUCAAGCCAGCCGUUGCGGUCAGCCUGAUGGAGAACCUGCAGCAGAAAAACCAGUGGCUGAAGACGACCACGAUCCACUUCAUCCUGCGCGGCCUCACAAACUUCCUGGAGUUCACCCUGCGUGCCGUGGACCUGAUGGAGUGCGGGUGUCCUUGCUUGCGGAAUUUCAUGGGCUCUGCCUCCCACGGUCAGAACACACCAUCCUGUCCAUUGGACACAUAACUUAACAUUGUUUACGAAACUAGGAAGAUGAGCGUUAGGACACUAUUUUAAUUAUUUUUUUAACUUAUUAGUAUUUAAAUGUGGGAAGCUGGGUUAAUUUAUAUGCGAUUGAUAUUUAUAACUUAUGAAAUGCCAUUUGUGAUAUUAUAACUGUUACAGUUGUGAACGAAUAGUGCACAAUGGGCAAUUUGAGUAUCCCCUGUUACAGAGCCAAAUCUUUUCUUGGAAUGUGUAGGCUUACCUCAAAUGAAUUGCUAACUUACACUUUUCAAGAAAUGUUUAAAGUAUAUUUAUAUAUUGUUUAAACUAUUCUUAUACCAAUAAAUUACAUUUUUUUAAAAAAAAA
Molecule: messenger RNA, 1123 nt
Organism: Oryctolagus cuniculus (rabbit)
Lineage: Eukaryota; Metazoa; Chordata; Mammalia; Lagomorpha; Leporidae
Gene: IL6
Product: interleukin 6
Biological process (GO): cell differentiation; positive regulation of receptor signaling pathway via JAK-STAT; immune response
Cellular component (GO): interleukin-6 receptor complex; extracellular region
Molecular function (GO): interleukin-6 receptor binding; cytokine activity
Source: RefSeq, marked provisional